Messenger RNA from Plasmopara halstedii, 156 nucleotides. RefSeq lists its product as uncharacterized. The record is from RefSeq and is a predicted model, not a curated record. Bases 1 to 156 code for a protein of 51 amino acids. The transcript is spliced from 2 exons. Lineage: Eukaryota; Oomycota; Peronosporomycetes; Peronosporales; Peronosporaceae.
AUGAGUAUUGGUGCGAUUGAGGGAGAUGAAGCUUCUGUCGAAAGUGUGGGAUUCUAUUCUAUGCUAUGCAAUACAGUGAGUUUAUUACUAUUGAUUGUAGAACGAAUUUAUCAAUAUUUAGUAAUCAAAAGCAAAUCAAAAAUAUAUAACAAAUAA